GCGCGUGCUUCUGGGAGUUGCUUGGAGGUUGGCGGUGCAGGGCCGACGGUCCUAAGAGUGAUCAUGUCCCACAAACAAAUUUACUAUUCGGACAAGUACGACGACGAGGAGUUCGAGUACCGGCAUGUCAUGUUGCCCAAGGAUAUAGCCAAGCUGGUCCCUAAAACCCAUUUGAUGUCUGAAUCUGAAUGGAGGAAUCUUGGUGUUCAGCAGAGUCAGGGAUGGGUCCAUUAUAUGAUCCAUGAACCAGAACCACACAUCUUGCUGUUCCGGCGGCCUCUGCCUAAGAAGCCAAAGAAAUGAAGUUGGGGAGCCACUUUUCAGCCUCAAGCUUUACACAGCUGUCCUCACUUACUAACAUCUUUCUGAUAACAUUACUGUGCCUUGUUUCUCACUUUGAUAUGUAAAGGAUGUUCAUUAACACUGAGUGUGCUGGUGACUGCUUUACUGCUUGAGCAGAGCCACCAGCAUCACGGCCCAGCCAGAUCAGUGUUCCUGGGCUACAGUCUCAGCUGAGUGUGACCCCAUAAGUCAUGGUGAGGAAGCAUCUGAGACCAAGUAUCUGUUACAGGGAUUGUGUAAACUUGCUGUCUUGUUUUUUCCUGCCAGGUAUUAUAAGUAUGAUGAUUUAUGUUUCAUUGUGUUGGAAAUUCCAUUUUAUUCAAGAAAUUGUUCCAUAUUGAAAGCCUUGAUUAAAGAGGAGGUUU
Condylura cristata (star-nosed mole) is the source of this 707-nucleotide messenger RNA. It is a transcript of the gene CKS1B, whose product is annotated as CDC28 protein kinase regulatory subunit 1B. Lineage: Eukaryota; Metazoa; Chordata; Mammalia; Eulipotyphla; Talpidae. Gene Ontology annotation, biological process: regulation of mitotic cell cycle. The transcript is spliced from 3 exons. Gene Ontology annotation, cellular component: cyclin-dependent protein kinase holoenzyme complex; SCF ubiquitin ligase complex. The record is from RefSeq and is a predicted model, not a curated record. Gene Ontology annotation, molecular function: cyclin-dependent protein serine/threonine kinase activator activity; protein kinase binding; histone binding. The coding region runs from base 64 to 303 and encodes 79 amino acids.